Molecule: messenger RNA, 4290 nt
Organism: Dermacentor andersoni
Lineage: Eukaryota; Metazoa; Arthropoda; Arachnida; Ixodida; Ixodidae
Source: RefSeq, a predicted model, not a curated record
UGCCCGAAUGGUGUACAAUGACCCAAAUAAACUGGCCACUCCCAACGGCAGGCGCCAGCGGCGGCACCAGCGGUCACCUUCGCACCGCCGUCUGGUCCGAGCCCGUCGGGGGCGCCUCCUCCGCCACCGCCGCCACCGCUGCCGGCUGCACCGCCGCCUCCGAUGGCGCCUCCGCCGUCGGAACCGGCGCCGUGCCUGGUGCAGUCGUGGCCGCAACCGGGAAGCAAGAUGCGCACGCUCAACUGGAACAAGAUACCCGCGCACAAGGUGCUUGCCGGCGGCCGCAAGAGCCUGUGGCGGCGCAUUGCCGAAAGCCACACCGGAGGCGAGUCACCGCUGGACUUCGCGCACCUCGAGGGCCUCUUCUGCCAGCACCAGCCGUCGCAGCCGGCUACUUCGGCACACGCCACGGGCUCUCUCGGAGGCGGCCUCAGCUCUGGCGGGGCAGGCGGCGGAGCGGGCAGCGGCAGCGAAGCGGGCGGUCGCGGUCCACGUGACCCUGCGUCCGGCCGUUCGGGAGACGAGGCACCACUCAGGAUACUCGACGCACAGAGGAGCCUGCAGGUGGGCAUCUUCCUGAAGCAACUACGCGGCCAGGCGGACGAGGCGCAGCUCCUCGAGAUUCUUGGCCGCGGAGGAGCCGGCGGGGACAGCCUGGGUGCCGAGAAGCUGCGCGCGCUGCAGGCACUGCUGCCGGCGCCCGAGUCGGCGACCGCGCUCGAGACGGCGCUCCUCGAGCGGGAGCCGGGACAGCUGGCGCCGCCCGAGGCCUUCCUCGCGAGGAUCUUGCGCCUCCCAGACUAUCGACUACGCGUGGAAAGCCUGCUUCUCCAAGAAGAACUCCCCACGAUCGUCGCCUCACUCGAGACAUCCAUGACUUGCCUGAGAAAUGCUGCCAAAGAAAUACAAGACUGUAAAGCCCUGCAUGAAGUCCUCUACAUGAUUCUGGUGGCGGGAAACUUCCUCAAUUCGGGAGGAUACGCUGGUAACGCGGCUGGCUUCCAGGUGAUGUCGCUGCUUAAGGUGGCCGAGCUGCGCUCCAACCGACCAGGCGUGGGGCUACUUCACUACGUGGCACAAGAGGCCGAGCGCGUGCAAGUCCUGGGCGGCGGCCAGCAGGGCUUCGACUCGGUGCUGCCGUCGCUGGAGGCGGCCAGUCGCGUGUCGGCCGACCAGGUGCGAGCCGACGUUUCGGCGCUCGCCGAGCGCCUGGCCCGGCUGCAGGGGGACGCGUCGAGGGCGGCCGGCCGCCCAUCGUCCCGCGACGAAGCCUUCCUGGCGCGCACGCGAGCUCUGCUCGAGCUCGCCCAGCGGGAGCUCGAGCGUCUCCGGCGCGGCCUGCGCACCCUAGAGCAAGCGCGAAACGACCUCGCCGCCUUCUUCUGCGAGGAUCCGGCCAGCUUCCAGCUGGAAGAGUGCUGCGGCGUCAUCGCCACCUUCUGGAGGAGCUUCAGAGCCGCCGACCAGGAGAACCGCAGGCGUUCCAUCGCCGAACCCGAGGGCGGCCAGCCGCGAAGUCUCGGAGACUUGCCGCGACUUCGCACCACGGACGAGCGUGGUUUCACGACCAGCGCCAGCUCCCCGGACGCGAGCCCCUCGAACAGCCUGCGCCGCAGCUUCCGCCGCAGCCGGCCUUCGUCAUCCGAGAUGGCCAGCGACGAUCAGCUGUUCGACUUCCUCCGUCACGGCUCGGACAGGGAAGACUCGCUCGGGCGACGGGCGUCGCGCCGCGAAGCGAGACGGCGCUGGGCGGCGGACCUCUCGGAGGACUCGACGUCUCGCGAGCGAGUGCCUUCGCGAGAGAAAGAGCACGUGCCUUCGACGACAACGCCUCGUGAGCCGGCUGCCAGCUCUUCUCCUGCCACCGACACGCCCUCGUAUGCCCCGAGGCGCACAUUGGUUAAGCUCCCUUCUACAACGGCUACAGACGUCACGUCGACGACGACGCCAUUGAACGCGUUUCCGAAGAGUGCAUCUCGAUGCGAGGCGUCAAACAAGCCCGCAACACUGUCGCCACCACCACCGACAUCUGCGAUCAGUGCAUCACCAAUCGACGUACCCGAAGCAACAACUUCAGUUGACUUCCCUCGCCGGACUGCGACACAUAUUCGGAGAAUCACUCCACCGUCGUCGAUGCCGACAGUUCCCGCAGUGCCGACGGCCACUCCGACUGCACAGGUCAGCUUUGUCCACAGCAGCAGCCCACCCCGAAGGAGCGCUUUGCCGUCGCCUAUGCCGACCUCCCCUCAACCUAUGAACUUGACGACGCCACCGGCAACACCUCGCGUCGUUUCUACCGCGGUCCCCACUCCUCCCCCGCAAAGUAACGGCUUGCCGUCACCACCGCCUAGAAUAACACCACCGCCUCUACGGGUGUCACCGCCUCCACGGGUUUCACCGCCUCCACGGGUGACACCGCCUCCACGGCUAACUCCACCAUGCCGGGUCCCAGCACCUCCUUCCGUAACAACACCUCGGGUGACACCACCUCCCAGGGCGACACCGCCACCUCAAGCAACUCCGCCGUCAACGGUGAACUUGCAGUCACCUCCUCCGUUGCCAGCGACUCCGCCGGCUCUUCCAAGCAGCCUGUCUCCAUCGACGACUACACCUGAGAGAAGGGAAGGCUGGCCUCGAAGCGCCAUACCCACGAUGCCCGGAAGCACCGUGCUCAAGAGGGGCUCAAGAGUGUCUCAAUCGGAGAAGCCUUUCAUGAGGGCCACCUCAGCCUGGACUGCGAGGUCGGUACCGUUGCCUGCUGUAAAUGGAAGCGCGCAGUCGCCACCAUUCGGGUCAUCCCUACCGCUGAUCACGCCCCCGUCUCCUCUCUUUGGAACACACUCUGCAAACGUUGCUCUGCAGCGUCGGAUACCUUUGCAGCCACUUCACGACCGAUCGGUGGGACAGCGCCCGACCAGAACGAAGACACCGUUGGAGAACCAGCAUAUAGCAGGUUCGCGGUGGCGCAGUUCAAGGACGGGCAUGAGUCCACUGUGAUUGAUUACCUAUGAAAUGAGCAGCGACGCAUUAUUUCGCACCACCCGGGUUAUCUGUAUGUCCACUAGGCUGUCACAUCGGCACGGAUCAUCCGGUACUGGUCGUCGCCACCAGAGUUAUUUACGUAGACAAAGCAUCCGCUUUUGUUGUGGCUAUGAUGCUUUUUUCGUAGCAAAAGAAGGAAAAGCAAUUAACCAAACCGCUCAGUUAUAUAUAUAGCACCAUAAGGAGUGUCUGAGGAAUGAGAGAACAGUGAAGAAAAAUGGACUUCUACAGAGCCAAGGCUUCGUAUACAGCAUGCGCAUUCGCCAAAAUUACAAAGUACCAAGUUUUUAAAACAAAAUGAUUACACCAGUCGCAUUUACGCGAGCAAUAAAAGGUUGAUUCAUGGAAGGUAAAAUCGUCAUCCACCCGGCAGAGCAAACAGCCAUGUCAGUUUCCCAGGAAAAAAAAAAACUUCGCAGUUGAAAAAAAUUUCGUCCUGGUGCCAGCUGGAACGAGCUUUUCUUAACUGAGAAGCUUUCUGUUUUUUUUUUUUUUUUCUGAGAAACUCGUAUGAGCUUUCUUGGCAAGCUCGAGUGAAUGAAAAUUUUCGCUUCCGUGAAAAUUCCUCCAGCUUACCUAGUGCCGCGGAACUGACUUUGCCAAGAUGUAUCCUUUCCGCUCUCUUUCUCUUUUUAUCUCCCCCUACUCCUUCUCACACUGCAGUGCAGCCAACCGGAACGACCUCUGGUUAACCUUCCUGGUUUUCUAUGCAUCCUUUCUCUCUCUCUCGCCAAGAUAACGAUUCGCGUAUAGUGCAUUUAAGCUCGCUGAUUUUAGCGUCAGAACAAAUAUUUAUACUAAGCACUUAUGCUGAAUUUCGCGGCGUAUCUUAGCAUUAAUAUACAGCGUCCGACAGAGAUGGAGCUUCUGUUGCUUCAAAAACAUUUCCAGCACUUCUAGUAGAAGUCUGCAAUAGAUGAAGUAACGAAAUUUGUGUUAUAAGAAGCUUUGAAUCUACUUAAACAAUCAAUUAUCAAUCUUGACUCUUACUUUUUUUAUGACGCUUAAGUUACCUGGAAAUAAAGGGGGGAAAUAAGAAAGCCUCUGCGCAACAGAAGCGACAUGUAAUGCGUCCUUCACCUGCAUUAGUGUAAGCUAGUCCGGAUUAUUCCGCAUACACUAAGAACAAUGCAUCGUGCCAAGUUCAUUUGUUUGACAGUUGAACUCAACCUUUCACAUUUGCCUUACGCUGCGGGGUCGAAAAUGCUGAACAUGUGCCAAAAUAAAAUAUCCCGUGUUGUUUCUGGA